CACGCCUUAUCACGUGACUAAAUGAAGGACUUCCGGUCUGACGCAGGUCCGGAAAAAAGUUUGGUUAAAACUCACGAUGAGCUGUGGAGGCAGCAAGGUCCCCGGUUCGAAUCCCAGCCGGUUCCGCUGAGGCGGUGGCAGCGUUCACCAGAACCAGAACCUCCACUAUGAUCCACUUUUUAGAGUUUUUUCAGAAUCAGCGACACAUAAGGUUUGCUGCUGUCGCCUCGGCUCAGAGGGACAGACCCGGUCCAGCAGAGGACAGAUGGACCCACAGGACGGAUGGACCCAGAGGACAUGGACCCACAGGACGGAUGGACCCAGAGGACAUGGACCCAGAGGACGGAUGGACCCAGAGGACGGAUGGACCCAGAGGACAUGGACCCAGUGAACCUUUGGCCUCUAAACGUCCAACAAACCAGAACAGGAAGCAUCAUUGAUGAGACUGAUGAUGUUUCUGUUUUGGGACAGAAACAUAAAUAUUGUUCAUAUUAUUAUAAAUAUUAUUAAACAUCCGGACUGGAGAAGAAGAAGAUUUAACUUCAUAAGACUCCUGGACCCCCAGGAGCCGGGUCAGAACCGGGUCAGAACCGGGCCUGUGCUGCUGGGAGGAAGAUGGUUCUGAUGGUCCUCUGACGUUCAUCUAGACGUCAAAGGAGACCCGGAUCCCACCAGAACCGAACCUCACAGAGCCACGGCUCGGCUGUCGAUGUGGAACCGGAAGCCGGUUUUCUGCCUCUUCCUCCAGCCUCUGCAGCUCAUUGGCUGAGCUGCGGCUCCUGUCGAGGGCCGCGCCGGAAGCAGCGGCUGCCGGGGGAUGGAGCGAUCCGCCGCCGUCUCGUCCCUCAGCUGGGCCCUGGUGGUCGGCGGCGCGGCCUACCUGCUGCGGCAGACGCGCCGCUGCGGACAGUACGGCCGCUACGCGGAGCCGAGCGGCCGCUGCUGGCCCGCCGGCCCGGCCUGGUUCCUGCAGGAGGUUCCGGCCUUCCUGGUUCCGCUGCUGCUGCUGGGUUCUGCAGAACCGAGCUCCGCCACCGGGAGGUCGCUGCUCGUCUGGACCUUCAUGCUGCACUACUUCUACAGGAGCUUUGUGUUCUCCCUGCUGACCCGCGGACGGCCGGUUCCUCUGAAGAUCGUCUGCUCCUCCGUCAUCUUCUGCUCUCUGAACGGCUUCCUGCAGGGACACCACCUGCUGCACUGCGCUCACCUGCAGCUCACCUGGCUGACCAACGCUCGCCUCUCUGCAGGUGUUCUGGUGUUUGCUGUCGGUCUGAGCAUCAACAUCCACAGUGACCACAUCCUGCGUCGCCUGAGGAAACCUGGGGAGUUGGUCUACAGGAUCCCCCGCGGCGGGAUGUUUGAGUUGGUUUCUGGUGCCAACUUCUUUGGGGAGAUCAUUGAGUGGUGCGGCUUCGCCCUCGCUGCUUGGUCCUUUCCAGCUUUCGCCUUUGCCUUCUUCACCAUGUGCUCCAUCGGGCCCAGAGCCUUCCAUCACCACAGGGAUUAUAAGCGGAGGUUUGAGGACUACCCCCGCUCCAGGAAAGCCAUCAUUCCCUUCAUUCUGUAGGGAUGGAGGCCCAACCCGUGAAACUGGUACCUAUUGCAGUUCCUCCUCCUCAGAGAACCGACACACGCUGCAUAAAUCCAACGCCGAGCCGUCCUCCAUCUGGCGCUCCCUCCAUCUGGGACUCUGUAAAGGUCAAGAGUCAAGACCAGGGCACCAACUUCCCCUCACAUCCAGGCUCAAACUAUCCAGGCUUUUGCCAUCAGGUGGCGCCACAGAGACGGAGUGGGCCGCCGCUCUGCAGUGAAACUAAAUAAGCAGAUUUGAAAUGUUACAACCCGAUUCAUUUUCUUUCAAAAUGGUUCUAUAUUCAUGUAAAUGUACCUUUUAUUCUUUUAUUUCCUCUAAACAUGAUUUAUUUGUCUUAAUGUCGGUACUCCAUCAGAAUAAACAUGAAAGCUGA
This is a messenger RNA of Poeciliopsis prolifica (blackstripe livebearer), 1967 nucleotides long. Its product is annotated as 3-oxo-5-alpha-steroid 4-dehydrogenase 2-like. Gene Ontology annotation, cellular component: membrane. Bases 818 to 1567 code for a protein of 249 amino acids. Lineage: Eukaryota; Metazoa; Chordata; Actinopteri; Cyprinodontiformes; Poeciliidae. Gene Ontology annotation, molecular function: 3-oxo-5-alpha-steroid 4-dehydrogenase activity. The record is from RefSeq and is a predicted model, not a curated record. The transcript is spliced from 5 exons. Gene Ontology annotation, biological process: steroid biosynthetic process.